AUGUCUGAAGAACAAAUCAAUGAGGCAGUAAAUACCUUAAAAAGUUCUGGAAAUUACACACCCUUAGUAUCAAUAGUGACCACGCAUGUUACUGAGGUGUUGGAGAUAGAUAUUAGUGCACAAUACAACAAAAAAAUCUGUGGAGCAUUAAUUGAGCGAGUGAGGUCUGUUGAAUAUGGGAUUAGAAUAUUGUUGCGUAGAAAAUCAGAGCUUGAAGAAAACUUUAAAAAAGAAGAUUAUCUUGAUAACUUUGAAAAUUUUACAAAAACCUUAAUAAAUAUUAAAAAGUUCGUAGCAGAUAUCACACAGUUUCAAAAAUUUAGGUUUUUUAAGGUAGAUGAAGUUAAAGAAAACUUUUUGCAAUUGACAAAGAGAUUUGAUACUUGUAUGGGUAUAUUAGGCUUCACUAUAGUAACUGAUCAAGAGAAGCUAAAGGAAAUAGAUAAUGAAAGUUUAAAAGAUGACUUGAAUGAAAUGACUGAGUUCCUUGCUCAUAUCGAAGGUUUUCAGGAAUACCAGGAAAUAUCAGCUGAUUCGAUUGAAUUACCUAGAAUAUCGCCAACUCAGUUGCAAAAUCCAAAUCCAAACAAAAACCUUCAAGUAAAUAAACCCGAACCAAUUUUAAAAAGGAUAUUAUUACCGGACAACCGAGAAGUUAGAUGUAAAUCUUUCUUAAAUGAUAUCUCACAAGUUCAAAAUACUUUAGAAAUUUUAUUAAAAGCCAGUGUAACAAGUGAACUGGAACCUAAACUAACAAACUUCCAAUUUGCAAGAAUGAAAGAUGAUGUAACCACCUAUAUUAAUCAAGAUCGAGAAAGUUUGCGUUGGAUGGCUCCUGAAAAAAUGUUAGAUUAUGAAAAAGAAAACAUUGUACGAUAUACUUACCAAUGUGAAUUAUUCAGCUUUGGAAUGCUAUUAUGGGAAUUGGUGUUUGAGAAGACACCUUAUGCUGGCAAGAAGUUAGACGACGUGAUUACUCAUGUCACAAAAGGAGAAAGAGAAGAAAUUGCUGCUUAUUCAUCAGAUAAAUCUGAAGACAUUGAAAUAUAUCAAGAAUUUGUAAGAAUUAUUGAAAGCGUAUGGGCUCAUAGACCAGAGGAUAGAAUUAGCCCUAACAAAUUAUUUAUAGAACUAUCAAAUUUGAAAAAAAAGUAUGCAUCGGACAAGAUAACAAUGCCUUUAUCUGCAAAGAAACAGUCGGCAAUUUGA
Messenger RNA from Dentiscutata erythropus, 1209 nucleotides. The record is from the annotation of a GenBank genome assembly. Lineage: Eukaryota; Fungi; Glomeromycota; Glomeromycetes; Diversisporales; Gigasporaceae.